Molecule: messenger RNA, 827 nt
Organism: Phyllotreta striolata
Lineage: Eukaryota; Metazoa; Arthropoda; Insecta; Coleoptera; Chrysomelidae
Source: the annotation of a GenBank genome assembly
AAGUGUCAAAAUUACUUCAUAUAUUUCAUAACCAAAACCGAAAGAAAAUAUGAAAAAGUUAUUUUUAUUAUCGCACAAAACCGUCCGGUAGAAAAUUUGUUAACAAUACGGAAAAAAUGAGAGAUUUCUCCCCAAUGAAAUGAACAACAAAAUCGUCUUGAGCUACAAUGAAAGCCUACUCCGAUCCUCCGACAUCGAAUUACUAAAAGGUCCAUACUGGCUGAACGAUUCCAUAAUAUCAUUCUAUUUCGAAUACUUGCAGACGGACCUGUUCCGAGGCUCCGACAGCGUGCUGUUCGUGUCCCCCGAAGUCACCCAAUGCGUGAAAGUGUCCCCGUUAUGCGAGCUCGAUAUAUUCCUGCAACCGCUCGAUUCCAAAACCAGAAACUUCAUCUUCUUCGCUUUGAACGACAACGAGGUGACCGACGUCUCGGGCGGCUCCCACUGGAGCCUCCUGGUGUUCUCGCGCCCCGAACGGAUGAUCUACCACUUCGACUCGUCGCACGGCUGCAACGACAACCAGGCCAUCGAGCUGGGCGAGAAGAUUCUAAAGUACUUCUCGAUGCCCUAUCAGGGCAAGUUCCAGAACGCGCCCUGCCUGCAACAGAACAACGGGUACGAUUGCGGGGUGCACGUGUUGUGCAACACGGAGCGAUUGGCCAGUUACGCGGUGCACUACGGGAGGAUAUCGGGCUGUCCGCAGUUGCCCUCGGAGCAGGUGGUUGCUAAAAGAAAGGAGGUGCUGGGCAUUAUAAACAGAUUGAAAUUUCGUUAUUGAUGUUUUAAUAAAGGUGGUGUUCGAAUUGAUUUUGGAAUUUCAGUGAUUU